This is a messenger RNA of Entamoeba dispar SAW760, 855 nucleotides long. RefSeq lists its product as uncharacterized. The record is from RefSeq and is a predicted model, not a curated record. The transcript has a single exon. Lineage: Eukaryota; Evosea; Mastigamoebida; Endamoebidae. The coding region runs from base 1 to 855 and encodes 284 amino acids.
AUGAACCAAUCAAUUUUUGUUGAACGUCAAACUUGUGCUCGGACACAAGUUAUUGGGAAUAAAGAGAUAUACAUUGUUGUUAAACAAAAUAAUUUUGUCAUACAACUACAUUCAGAAUCUAUACAAUUAACAGAGUGUGAAUUUAAGUGUGUAUUAAUUUAUGAUACUCCUGAUAAACGAAUAGUUCCAUUUGUCAAUGCUUCACCAAUUAAAUAUAAAAUACAUCAAUUAACAACACAUUCUGUUUCAAUAGAAAGUAAAUUAACUGUUUUAUCUAGUCAACAUGAAGACAUGUUAUUUAUUGUACGUAUUGAUAUUUUUAAUAAUAAACAAUUAAUUACUAGACUUUUUUCUGCUCCAAUCAAAGUCACUUCUAAACUUGAGUCUAAAAAGAAACCAAAAUUUGAUAUUCUCAAAGGAGAUAAUGAAAAAAAACCAAGAAUCUAUGAAGACUUAAAUAUUUCAAAUUCAUCAAGUCCUACGGAUGAAUCAAAUAUUUGUGUACUUACUCUUCUUGCCACGAAUUCAAUAUUAAUAGAACAAGUAAAAAAGAAUCUUAAUAAAAUAGAACCAAUUGAAACAUUAGAAAAUGGAUUAAAAAAAUAUAUUCGAUUAAUGCUUUCACUUGAUUUCAGUUGUCAUCAGUAUUAUCUCUUUGAUUCUAUAAAAUCAUUAUCUCCUCAACAAAUAACAGCUUUAGAAGAAAUAUCAAAUGUCUUUACUCAUUCCUCUCACUCAAGUCCAUUUAUUAAUUUUAAUCCACAAACUCAGAACCAAGAAACACGACUUGAUUUAAUUAAUAAUUCAAUACAAAAUCCAUUUUUAAGGAAGUCAUCAAUUGAACAACAAUUUUAA